GACACCUUACCAGCGUUCGCUGGCAGGUCGAACAAGAGCUUUGGGGUUUUCAUGACACUGCCAGUGUUGAUACCUCAUGCGCCCAGCCAGCCAUCUCUUACCGCGCUGAGAGUGGCAGUGACCAUCGUGCACCCGGUCGCGAUUCUGUGCACUGCGUUCCGGCUGGGAUACCGGUGGUUCCGACUGAGCUUCUGGUGGGAUGACGUUCUGGCAUGUCUUUCAAUGGUGCUGGACUUGAUAUGUCUGAUUGGUGUCUGGAUGCUCACUGACACCCCAUGGACCGGUCCUCUACAUCAAUCACUACACGCCCGGACGGUCGCGUAUUGGCUCUCGUCGAUAUCCUUCACAUCCGUACUAUGGACGGCCCGACUGAGCAUCCUUUACUCCGUCAUACGAAUCACGCCGCCGAAGAUGACCCUUCGUCGCUGCACUUAUCUCGCCGUGGUCCUCUUCCUCCUAAUGUACGCCGGUGUUAUCGUAAGCAAGGUGUACGUCUGCGUGCACGACCCUAAAUGGCAGCAGUCUCCGAUCCUGCAAUGCCAUCUGGGGCGUGGGAUCGCUAUUGCCGAGCUCACCACGGAUGUGGUAGCAGACAUCGUCCUGGUCGCAAUCCCAUGGGUCUUACUAUCCCGCCUGCGCCUGCCCAGCGCGCACCGCAUCCUCCUAUCGACCAUAUUCUCCGCGAGCCUUGUAACCACAGCCGUCAGCAUUCCUCACGCGGUCUAUGUCCUCGGACCCGAAGGUCUCCUCUCCGAUAUAACCGCCCACGUCGAGGUACGCUCUGCCCCCAACUAUGAUCCGCCCGCUGCCUCUGACGAGUAUCAGGCCGGUAUAUCCCUGAUCGUCGCGAACAUGCUCGUUAUCGUGACCUACCUGUAUCGAGUGAUCAAACGCGGCAAGGACAUCGACGCGCCCUCCGUCCACCCGCCUUGCGAACCCGAGCGUGUGUCCCUCCCGCCGCAGCCGUCGUGGACGCGCUCGAUCAUCCUGAACACAUACGAUCUGCAGCAGAUCGGCGCCGGCAUCGAGGAGGCGGGGACCCAGCACUCGGGCUCCGCGGAGUCGCAGAUGAAUGCUGCGACUACGAUGGCGGAGCCCUCGCUCAGGCGGGAUGUCUUUGAUGAUGAUCAUUCGCACAAGGGGGUGAUGACUAUAAUGACUGAAACGAGGUCUUCCUGGCGGAGGAAGCAGGGGUAGCCGACCUCGUCAGUGUAUGAUGAUACGCGCACCGCGCAACGACGCUCACGAUUCUAUCUUACAAUAUGUUAUAAUGGCAGCGACUUCUUGCAUAUACCUUCUAGAUCGAGUUCACAUGUACGUUCGUUGAGACUCGUAAUGCGGAUAAUGAGAAUGGCGGGUUGGAUUCUUCAAGGUCUCCCACAUUUUGGAGUACCC
Molecule: messenger RNA, 1395 nt
Organism: Gloeophyllum trabeum ATCC 11539
Lineage: Eukaryota; Fungi; Basidiomycota; Agaricomycetes; Gloeophyllales; Gloeophyllaceae
Exons: 7
Coding region: 52-1197 (381 amino acids)
Source: RefSeq, a predicted model, not a curated record